Messenger RNA from Antechinus flavipes (yellow-footed antechinus), 2718 nucleotides. It is a transcript of the gene BTBD10, whose product is annotated as BTB domain containing 10. Gene Ontology annotation, cellular component: cytoplasm. The record is from RefSeq and is a predicted model, not a curated record. Bases 372 to 1904 code for a protein of 510 amino acids. NCBI's taxonomy places the organism in Eukaryota, Metazoa, Chordata, Mammalia, Dasyuromorphia, Dasyuridae. Gene Ontology annotation, biological process: positive regulation of phosphorylation. Gene Ontology annotation, molecular function: protein binding. The transcript is spliced from 10 exons.
GAGGACAUCAUGACCUGCCAGUUAAUUUAGCAUGCAUUUGGGGACUGGCAAAGGCAAGAAGCCAAAUGAGAAUCAUAUAAGAUGACAAGAGGAGAUUCAAAAAUCAUUUUAUACGAGGCCGGACUGAUAGAAAGAAAUCUGGACAUGUAGUUUGCAAAAGAGAAGACUUUGGGGAAUGUUAUCAGGAUCCUCCUAUUUGAAGAGAUGUGCUUUAGAAGAGACACGAGACUAGUGAAUGUGGUAUGGUUUAAUGGAAAGACAUGACCAGGGCUGGAAUCUGGACUCUACCAUUUACAACCAGUGUCUGACUUUGGGUUGUGGGUGCUACAUGUAUGCUUUCAGAGCUGUAGUGUGAGGAAGCUUGAAGUGGGAUGGCAGGACGCCUUCAUCCUUAUGACAGUAACUCCAGUGAUCCAGAGAAUUGGGAUCGGAAAUUGCAUAAUAGACCUCGUAAACUUUAUAAACACUCAAGUACCCCAUCUCGUGUUGCUAAAGGAGGAGUGGACCACACCAAAAUGAGCUUACAUGGUGCUAGUGGUGGACAUGAGAGAUCCAGAGAUAGACGAAGGUCAAGCGACAGAUCUCGUGACUCAUCCCAUGAGAGAGCAGAAUCGCAACUUACUCCAUGUAUUAGAAAUGUUACUUCUCCCACUCGACAGCAUCACAUUGAACGAGAAAAAGAUCAUAGUUCUUCCCGUCCAAGUAGUCCUCGUCUUCAAAAAGCAUCCCCCAAUGGUUCCAGUAGCAGCGUUGGAAACAACAGCAGAAACAGUAGUCAGUCAAGUUCAGAUGGUGGUUGUAAGACUUCUGGGGAAAUGAUAUUUGUAUACGAGAAUGCAAAGGAGGGAGCUCGAAGUAUAAGAACAUCAGAGCGAGUAACACUAAUUGUGGAUAAUACUAGAUUUGUUGUAGAUCCAUCUAUUUUUACUGCACAGCCAAAUACAAUGUUGGGCAGGAUGUUUGGAUCUGGAAGAGAACACAACUUCACACGUCCUAAUGAGAAAGGAGAGUAUGAAGUAGCUGAGGGAAUUGGUUCUACUGUAUUUCGAGCUAUUUUGGAUUAUUACAAGACUGGAAUAAUCCGUUGUCCUGAUGGCAUAUCUAUUCCUGAGCUAAGAGAAGCGUGUGACUAUCUUUGUAUCUCUUUUGAAUAUAGUACUAUAAAAUGUAGAGAUCUCAGUGCCCUCAUGCAUGAAUUAUCAAAUGAUGGUGCUCGUAGACAAUUUGAAUUUUAUUUAGAGGAAAUGAUCCUCCCUCUCAUGGUGGCCAGUGCCCAAAGUGGUGAAAGAGAGUGUCAUAUAGUGGUACUCACAGAUGAUGACGUGGUUGAUUGGGAUGAAGAAUACCCUCCACAGAUGGGAGAAGAAUAUUCACAGAUUCACCUUUUAAGGGAGAUAACUCCACCUGAAAGAGAGAAGGCGAGGAGGGUCCAUCUGUCUAACUCCCUGAAGUCCCCAGCACAUUUGGAAGAUUCAUCAUGUUUUAUUUAUAGCACAAAGUUGUAUAGGUUUUUCAAAUACAUUGAAAAUAGAGAUGUGGCCAAAUCUGUCUUGAAGGAGCGAGGUCUUAAGAAGAUUCGAUUGGGUAUAGAAGGGUAUCCCACUUACAAAGAGAAAGUCAAGAAAAGGCCUGGUGGGCGCCCAGAAGUCAUCUACAACUAUGUCCAAAGACCAUUUAUUCGCAUGUCCUGGGAGAAGGAGGAAGGAAAAAGUCGGCAUGUGGACUUCCAGUGUGUGAAAAGUAAGUCUAUCACAAACCUAGCAGCAGCUGCCGCAGACAUUCCCCAGGACCAGCUGGUGGUCAUGCAUCCAACACCUCAAGUGGAUGAGCUGGAUAUUCUACCUAUUCCUCCUCCUCCUGGCAGCAAUGAGAUGGAUCCUGAGGGACAGAGUCCAAUGCUGUGAUGGAGGCAGCCCAUCUUACAAAUGCUAGCAUGCUCCUCUCACCAGUGAUGCUGCCCUCAUUCUUCGGCACUGCAAUGCCGCUGUUCUUCAUUGUGAAAUGCACACACCAGUGUUUAGGAGAUUGCAGUGUGGACUUUUUUUUUAAAAGACCAAAGGUAUCAGUCUGACAUCCUGAGGUUCCACUUAUAUAAAUGUAUUUGUUUACCAGUAGGUUUGUGAAAUUGGUUCUUUGUAUGCUGGACAGUUCUCUCACGUUUAGAAAUGGUGGGAUUGGCAGUAGGGGGUACUGGUGGACCUUCACCAUAGACUUUGGCCACAGCCCGGACAAAAUGCAGUGACACAAUAUUGAUAGUAGCACUUUAUAAAUGGUGGUUCUGUGGAAUUCUUAAAGCCAUUUUUUAUAGUUGUGAUGCACAAUACAAAUUUAAACAAGUGCUCCUAUCAAAGCCUCUUCAGCAAAAAGUGGAAAUGCAGUUGGCAUCUGUUAGUAGGUUUUGCUGCUCACUGUCGAGUGAGCACAAAGUGUAAGUAUUUACCACUGGGCUCGUUGAAUGAUUAGGAUGAUAUUCAGUAGCUGUUUAGUCUGUUUCCCAGUGCAGUUUUUCACUCAUUUUGUGUGAGUCACAUGCAGGGAUGUGAACAGCAGAGGUGAUUUAUCAUCCAGUCUGCCUUAUCUUUAAUCUGUUCACAGAUAUUUAUUUACUGACAAGGUGUUUUCAUAAAUGUCAUGGGAUAGGAAUGAAGUGUUCACUUCUCGUUUACUAAAUGAUUGUAAACUUGAGUUUUUCAUUGAAAUAAACUUACAUUGUUUUCA